Messenger RNA from Cucurbita moschata (crookneck pumpkin), 1418 nucleotides. RefSeq lists its product as uncharacterized. Lineage: Eukaryota; Viridiplantae; Streptophyta; Magnoliopsida; Cucurbitales; Cucurbitaceae. Bases 123 to 1019 code for a protein of 298 amino acids. The record is from RefSeq and is a predicted model, not a curated record. The transcript has 6 exons.
GUGAAAUUGUGUGCCUUCCCUCACUGGAUCUCGUCCUUCCUCUUCUCUCCUCCCGUCGACGACGAGACCGAAACGAAGAAGCAGAGAGCGCGCGAAGUUAGAUUCGACGUUCAGGUUCAGCCAUGGAUUUUUGGAACAAAGCUCGGAAUUUCGCCGAGGAAGCAGCGAAGCGCUCUCAAGAGCUGACUCUGGAAGCUGCAAGGCGUUCCCAAGAGCUCACGAUUGGAUCCUCUAGUUUGUCCGAUAUCGUUUCCGUGACUGCUAAACGCUCCAAGGAAUUCGCUACUGAAGCCUCGAAGCGAGCUGAUCAAAUUAAAGCAGAAGCUGCUAAGCGAGCCGAUCUAAUCAAGCACUUGGUCGGGGGGACUCCGUCGUCUGGCGCUCUUGAGAAGAACGCUUCCGAAGUAGAGAUGCAGGAGGAGGAUUUGCAGAAGUUUGGAAUAAACGAAGAGCUGAGGGACUUUGUCAAAGGCAUCACCAUGAGUACAUUUCGGGAUUUCCCACUCGAAGAUGAUUCACAAGUGUCCAAUAUCCCCACAGUCUCAAACAUUAGUCAGGAUCUAACUGUGUGGCAGACGAAGCAUGCAAGCCUUGUUCUUUCAACUGUCAAGGAAAUUUCUACGUUACGUUAUGAAUUGUGUCCACGCAUUAUGAAAGAGAGAAAAUUCUGGAGGAUUUACUUUUUGCUGGUUAACAGACACAUUGCACCCUAUGAGAAAAAGUACAUGGAGGAUGUCAUGCUGAAAUCAGCUAAACAAGUUGAAGAUGGAAAGAAGGAACCUGAUAAAACUGAAAUAACAUCUAAUUCUCAUGAGAAGAAAAAUGCUCCAACCUUGUCAUCAAGUGAUCAGGAGAAGAAAAAUGCUCCAACCUCCUCAUCAAGUGACCAAGACUUGGACCUAUUUCUUCUUGGGGAUCUUGGAGACAGCGAUGACGGUCCAGAUGAUGGAGAUGAGGGCUUUGAUGAUGAUUUUGACAAAAUGGUUGACAGUUCGGAUGACGAGAAAGACAAAUUGUAGGAGACAGCAGCAGGAGUGUUUUCACAUCAAAUCAUUGCUACUCAUCCAUUUGAAGUCGUCUUUUCCGUUCUUGGUGGCAGAGUUCAGUGGGCUAAAUGAUGAUCCAAUGAAAAACCCAUUUGAAGUCCUCUUCUAUCACUCCACUGAGCAGCAUGUGCACCUGAACCUGUGCAGGAGAAACCGAAGCUUAUAUGUUCAUUAUUUUUUUUCCCUUCUCACACUUGCCACUGAGGGAGGUUCCCAUGUACACAAAUCCUGUAUUAUACUUGGACCUUUGGUUGAUUUUGUACAGCACUCAGCACCUUAGCUUGGCCCUCUUGGUGUAGGAUUAAUAUUUGUUUAAAUUAUAGGUUUAGUUCUUAAACGUUCGAGGUUCUUGAACUUUUAAGUUUAUGUCUA